Ostrea edulis (European flat oyster) is the source of this 1175-nucleotide messenger RNA. RefSeq lists its product as uncharacterized. The record is from RefSeq and is a predicted model, not a curated record. The transcript is spliced from 8 exons. NCBI's taxonomy places the organism in Eukaryota, Metazoa, Mollusca, Bivalvia, Ostreida, Ostreidae. Bases 32 to 1123 code for a protein of 363 amino acids.
CAGCUGUUGAAAACCAUGUGCUGUGCCCCAUAUGCCACAGUUUCUUGGUAUGCCUUCACACAUCUUUGUAGAUCUUUCAACUGAAGAGGAGAUUUUUGUUGCCAAUAAUCACAAUAUCAUUGGGCAUAACAUCCACAAGAUUUCACACACGGAUAUGGUAAAAGUGUUUAGGAGUGUUAAACCCACCCGCAUUGAUGUGACCUCAAAGAGGUGCGAAGACACAAAAGAAUGGAGGGAAAAGUGCCAGCAGCAUAUCUCUCCUGGAAAGGAGAUAUCAAGCUACCAAUCCAUCUUUUGGAUCGCUUGUUCCAGUGAGGCGGUAUACAAGCAAUGCGUAUUGGUGUUUGGCCUCCAUGAACAAGGGGAGUUAAAGAACCAACAAAUCAAGAAAAACGAAUCCAUCUCUACUCCCUCCCUAAAUGUGACCACGCCCUGGAGAGCUUUAAUGACUCUACCAAAGGAGACGAUCCUGGAAAUGCUAGUAAAGGUCACCAAUUUAGAUUAUGAUUUGGAAGAAAUGACAAAGAGAUGUGAAAAGAGGUAUCCCCGGAGAGAGGCUGCGACAAUUCAUGGAGAACAAAGAAAAAAUCCAGGGCAGAAAUCAACACCCAUGAUUUUCCAGGAGGAUUCCCUGACAUUUUUGAAGGCUGGGAGAGAGGAAAGCACUGUCGACAUAACAAUUUUUAAUGAAGAAAUAUAUGAUUGGCAACCGUUACUCCGCGUAUGUGUGGAUCUUCCAUUUCUGAAGGAGGACCACACAUUCAUAAUUUCCACUUCAUGGAGCGGAGUCAGCGACACGAAAAAGGCCAUGGAACUAAUGUACCCCGACAAAGGCACAGCCGUUGUUGUAUAUUACAACAAAAAGAGUAACUGCAUCCAGCCCUUUGUGUGUCUUUCUUCUAGCAAGAGUAAGGUAAAAACUUUGACAACAUUGGUAGAAGGGCCCACAAAGACAGCCUUCUUUGGAAAGUUAUUUUCCCAGGUCAACAAAAAGGGAAAUACCCUGGUUCUGCACUGUGGAAAAGGGGAAGUCUUACAAUCAGGACUGAAGAAGGGCUUCAAUGUUGUUGGAGUAGAUGGCAGAAAUGACAUGAUCAGAUCCUGCAACAGAUUUCUUUAUUAGAUUAAAUUAUAAAAUAUUGAUUUGCAAACAAAAAGAAUUGAUUGAAACGUGU